CGAUGACCAGCAAGAAGCGCUGUUAAAAUCGAUAAAACUCAUAGAAUUGGGACUCAAUGGCAGCCAAUAAGGUGUUUACUUUACUACAGGUAACAUUCAUUGUACUGGCACUCAUUGCAGGUGUGGAGUACUUCAAAUACUCCACCAUGGUAAACUAUGAAUGGUUCCACUGUACGCCUCAACUCACGUUGAUUCCAGGCACUGGGAUUACAAAGGCCAUUGCGGUUGGUGGACCUAGUUGUGAUAAGCGUGGACAAUUGAAGUCGAUAACAAAGAGAUUGACCAGAACCUUUGAUCCAAAUCUUGAACCUCUUGCAUUCUGUCUUGCACAGGAGGGGAAUAAAGUGGUUGGUUACGUUUCAAACGUUGAUCAGCUCGAAACACUCGAACAAUUCUGUCCAAAUGUCAUCUUAUGGGAUGAUGUCUUUGAUGCCAUCGCGGACUAAGUAGGGUACAUACGACUACCACCUUAGAGGUAAUAAUAAUAAUAAUGUCAAUAAUAGUAACGUCAUUGCAUUCAUGGAUUUCCU
Williopsis jadinii is the source of this 530-nucleotide messenger RNA. It is a transcript of the gene LIP1, whose product is annotated as sphingosine N-acyltransferase subunit LIP1. The transcript has a single exon. The record is from RefSeq and is a predicted model, not a curated record. Lineage: Eukaryota; Fungi; Ascomycota; Saccharomycetes; Phaffomycetales; Wickerhamomycetaceae. The coding region runs from base 57 to 446 and encodes 129 amino acids.